AUGGCAACAGUAGCUGAAUCAGAUGUAUGUUCAACCUGCAAAAAGCCGUCAGCUAAAUUUUUAUGCGUGGGAUGUAAUACAUACUUUUGUUCGAAGCAUUUCAAAGAGCAUGAACAAAAACUCUCAACGAAAUUUGACCAUGAAAUUGUAAAGUCGCAUGAUGAGCUACUCGACCAAAUUCAAAAGUUAGAAAAAUCGAAUUAUUCAUCAUCGGAUCUAUUCGCUCAAAUUGAACAAUGGCGGCAAGCAACAAUCGACAAAGUAGAGAAAGCAGCAGAACGAGCUCGUCAAGACCUUACCGAACUACUUGACAAACAAAAAAUAACAAUAGCGAAACAACUUGAACCAAUUACAAAGGAAAUUCAUAGUCGUCGAGAUGAAGAUGAUUUUGUCGAAAGUGAUAUUCAUCGACUUCGACAACAAAUCAAUGAAAUCCAAGGAUCACUUCAACAAUUGAUUCGAAAAGACACAACCAAAACCAUCAUUGUUGACAAUGAUAAAAUCGAUUGGAAUCGACUCAUCUACAUUCAAGGAGAACAACAAGACUUUUCAGUACCAUUUCUACACAGUGAAAAUGUGAAUGAAAAUGUAAAAUGGAUACAGAAUGGUGUCACUGUGGCUGGAGGAAAUGAGCAUGGCAAUGAAAUGGAUCAGCUCUAUCAUCCGUGGGGUCUGUGUGUUGAUGAUGAUCAAAUCAUCUACAUUGCUGAAUACUCGAAUCACCGUAUUACGGAAUGGAAAUGUGGUGCAACAACUGGUCGAGUUGUGGCUGGUGGAAACGGACAAGGACAUCAUCAUAAUCAGUUGAACUAUCCGACAGAUGUAAUUAUUGAUAAAGAAAAUGAUAGCUUAAUCAUUUGUGAUUACAACAAUAAAAGAGUAGUUCGAUGGUCUCGUCAAAAUGGUACAACUGGGGAAACGAUCAUCUCAAAUAUUGGCUGUUUGGGCUUGACCAUGGAUGAUAAUGGAUUUCUAUAUGUUGUUGAUCACGAUGAGCAUGAAGUCAAACGAUAUCGAAUGGGAGAAAGUCAUGGAACUGUGGUUGCAGGUGGAAAUGGACCAGGGGAUGGUCUCAAUCAGUUGGAUUAUCCGAGAUACGUAUUCGUCGACCGAGAUCAUUCAGUGUACGUAUCAGAUUACAAUAAUCAUCGUCUAGUGAAAUGGUUAAAAGGUGCAAAACAAGGUAUUGUUGUAGCUGGUGGUCACGGUCAAGGGCAUGGUCUUACACAAUUAUCGAAUCCCUACGGAAUUGGCGUCGAUCAGUCAGGUACUGUCUAUGUGGCUGACUAUUCGAAUAAUCGAAUUAUGCGUUGGACUCAAGGAGUCACACAAGGAAAUGUCAUUGUCGGCGGAAAUGGUCAUGGAAACCAAUCGAACCAACUUCAUAGUCCCAUCGGUUUGUCAUUUGAUAGAGAGGGCAAUCUGUACGUGAGUGAUAAUGGAAAUCAUCGCGUGCAAAAGUUUAACAUUGAUCGACAUUGA
Messenger RNA from Rotaria sp. Silwood2, 1482 nucleotides. NCBI's taxonomy places the organism in Eukaryota, Metazoa, Rotifera, Eurotatoria, Philodinida, Philodinidae. The record is from the annotation of a GenBank genome assembly.